Corapipo altera (White-ruffed manakin) is the source of this 3392-nucleotide messenger RNA. It is a transcript of the gene RBM19, whose product is annotated as RNA binding motif protein 19. NCBI's taxonomy places the organism in Eukaryota, Metazoa, Chordata, Aves, Passeriformes, Pipridae. Bases 100 to 2955 code for a protein of 951 amino acids. The record is from RefSeq and is a predicted model, not a curated record. Gene Ontology annotation, molecular function: RNA binding. The transcript has 25 exons.
GCUGGGAACAUGGCGGCGCCCACGGCACGGCGUGCGCGGCGCUGAGAGCGGCGGGUCCGAGCGCUCCGGGCUCCCUUCCCCGCGGGUCCUGUCGCUGACAUGUCGCGGCUUAUCGUGAAGAACCUCCCCAAUGGGAUGAAGGAGGAUCGCUUCAGGAAACUGUUUGCUGCCUUUGGAACGCUGACUGAUUGUUGCUUGAAGUUCACCAAGGAUGGCAAAUUCAGGAAAUUUGGCUUCAUUGGCUACAGGUCUGAGGAUGAAGCUCAAACGGCCCUGAAGCAUUUCAACAAAAGCUUCAUAGAUACUUCCAGGAUCACGGUGGAGUUAUGCAAGUCUUUUGGUGACCCUUCAAAACCUAAAGCAUGGAGUAAACACUCUCAGAAGGUUCCUGCCUCAGACAAACAGACAGAGAAGCCUGUGGCAAGUGCAGCUCCUGCAGCCCCAAAGAAAGAUAAAAAGAAGAAAGAUCCCACGGAUAACUUGAAGGAGCUGGAAGAAGAUAAAAAAUUCCAGGAGUUCUUGGUGGUUCACCAGAAACGGUCUCAGGUGGCCACUUGGGCUAAUGACACUUUGCCAGAGGAGCCCAAGAAGAGCAAACCAACAGCAGCAGCUGAUUAUCUCAACUUUGAUUCAGAUGAGUCUGAGGAGCUGAGUGAGGAUGGGGAUGAGCCCUCUGAAGAUGAGGAGGAAACUAAAGCAGCAAAGAAAGGAAGGAAGAAGGCAGCUAACAGCAGAGACCUCUCAGAUAUGGAGUACCUGAAAUCUAAAGUGGUGAAGGAUUCUUCCUCAUCCAGUACAGAUGAAGAAACAGAUACUGAGGAAGAGGUGGAAGAGGAAAGUGAGACUGAGGAGGAUUCGGGCAUUGCAGAAACCAUUGGCACCUGCACAGAUAAAAAGGGGAAGGUAAAAGCCCAACACACACAGCAAGAGACACCAGUGGAGAAGAAGAAGAAAAAAGGAUCUACAGUAGAGAACCAAGGCAGCUCAGCAGAAGCCAGCACCCCAUUCACAGUGAAACUUCGCGGUGCCCCCUCGAACAUCACUGAGGAAAAGAUUCGUGAUUUCUUCUUGCCUCUGAAGCCAGUGGCAGUUAGGAUAGGAAAAAACACCCAGGGGAAGAAUUCAGGUUACAUCUUUGUUGACUUGAAGAGUGAAGCAGAAGUGCAGAGGGCCUUGAAGAGAAAAAAAGAAUACAUGGGUGGACGAUGUGUUGAGGUUUCCCGAUGCAGGAACAACCCAAAAGAAACUGUUCCAGCAAAACCCACUAACCAACCAUGGCAGAGAAGGCUGAGGGAUGAUGAGGAGGAAGAGGACUUGUCUGAAUCAGGGAGACUCUUUGUCAGGAAUCUUCCCUUUACGAGCACCGAGGAGGACUUGGAGAAGAUCUUUUCAAAGUAUGGGCCCCUCUCGGAGAUCCAUUUCCCUAUUGACAGACUGACCAAGAAGCCCAAAGGAUUUGCUUUCAUCACCUACAUGAUUCCUGAGCACGCGGUGAAGGCCUUUGCAGAAUUGGAUGGGCAGGUGUUCCAGGGCAGGAUGAUGCAUCUUUUACCAUCCACGAUCAAAAAGGAAAAAAUCGAAGAUGGGGAUGCAGAAGAAUCUUCCUCCUACAAAAAGCGCAAAGAGGCCAAGGACAAAGCCAACAGUGCCAGCUCUCACAACUGGAACACGCUGUUUGUGGGGACCAACGCUGUGGCUGAUGCCAUGGCUCAGAAGUACAACGCUUCCAAAAGCCAAGUGCUGGAUCCUGAGAGUAAAGACAGCGUGGCAGUGAGAGUUGCUCUGGGAGAAACCGAGCUGGUCCAGGAAAUUCGCCGGUUCCUCAUUGAAAAUGGAGUCAGCCUGGAUUCCUUCAGUCAGGCUGCUGGGGAGCGGAGCAAGACGGUGAUCCUGGUGAAGAACCUCCCGGCCGGCACGAGCCCGGCGGAGCUGGAGGACGUGUUCGGCCAACAUGGCAGCCUGGGCCGGGUGCUGCUGCCAGAGGGGGGGAUCACGGCCAUCGUGGAGUUCCUGGAGCCAACAGAGGCCAAGCAGGCGUUCACCAGGCUGGCCUACUCCAAGUUUCAUUCUGUGCCGUUGUAUCUGGAAUGGGCUCCAAUGGGUGUCUUCUUAAGCCCAGCCCCUCAGAAAAAAAAGGUUGAGGUUCCAGAAAAGGAGGAUGAAGCAGGGCUGGUACCAGGUGAAGCUCUAAAGGACUCAGGGGAAGCAACAGCACAGGAAGAAGAGGAGGAAGAAGAGGAGGAGGAGGAAGAAAACAUUCCUGGGUGUACCUUGUUCAUCAAAAACCUCAACUUUGCCACCACAGAAGACACACUGAAGGAGACAUUCUCCAAAGUGGGAGCCCUGAAGAGCUGCACAAUAUCCAAGAAGAAAGACAAAGCAGGCACUUUGCUUUCCAUGGGCUUUGGAUUUGUGGAGUACAAGAAGCCAGAGAGUGCCCAGAAGGCCUUACGCCGACUCCAGGGCUGCUCUGUAGAUGGCCAUAAGCUGGAAGUGAAACUCUCAGAGAGAGCUAUCAGGCCCGCUGUGAAACCCUCCCGAAAGAAACAAACUGCCAAGAAGCAGAAGACCUCCAAGAUCUUGGUCCGAAACAUCCCCUUCCAGGCCACUGUCAGGGAAGUCAGGGAACUCUUCAGCACCUUUGGAGAGCUGAAGACUGUCCGGCUGCCCAAGAAAAUGGCAGGAACUGGAUCCCACCGAGGCUUCGGGUUUGUGGAUUUUGUCACCAAGCAGGAUGCCAAGAAAGCCUUCAAUGCCCUGUGCCACAGCACACAUUUGUACGGCCGGAGGCUGGUCCUGGAGUGGGCAGACACGGAGGAGACGUUGGAGGCCCUGAGACGGAAAACAGCCGACCAUUUCCACGACUCCCCAAAGAAGAAAAAACGAUCAGAGGUUUUGAAUGAAAUCCUGGAACACCUGGAAGAGGAGGAGAACAACAAAGAUGAGGACAUGUAACAACUGCCUGGUAUCUGGUGAGGUCUCUGGCUGAUGGAUGGAGCAGGAGAAGCCUCCGUGAGGACUCGGCAGCCAGCACACUUGUUGCCGGUGCCGUCCACUCGCCCUGUGAACCCCAGGGCUGAUUUAUGCCAUGGGUCCAGCUCUCGGUAUUCCCAGCCUUUUAAACAGACCUUAAAUUCAGAGCGGGAGGAAAAACCCUUGUCAUGCCAGCAGCUCCUGCCCGAGCAUCACUUCUUAAAUCCAGGCAGGGAUGUGAUUCCCUUCAUCUCAGAAGCCGCCCAACCUGGUGGAAGAGGAACUUGGGGCGAUGGACACUUCCCUGCUGACCCCAGGGACUCGGGAACCUGCUUUUAACAUCUGAACUAAAUGGCAAUUUCUGUACAUUAAAAACCACACGUGUAUUUUAAGUUUUCCACAGGGAAUCACGUCUGGGG